AUGAGGAGGGUGUGUGAGUCUUCCGGGCGGUUCAUUCUCGCGAGGUGAGCCUACAAUACUACCGAAGCUUAAUCGGGGGAUUCCUUCUCUCGGUCUCCGGUUAUCACUCAAUACAUGAUUUUCCUCGUCGAAUUCAUCAUAAGCCGACUGAAAGAAGGACAUGCUACGCGACAAACGUGGAUAUAUAAUACCGACAUCGCAGGGGGAGGGAGACAUGUAAAGUGUCCGAAGCGGCACCUGAUACCGAUUGAACGAACACUAGGGGAAUAGCCUACCUCCACAUUCUACUCCGUUAUAUGUUUGUUCAUCUCCAGAGCGCAUUGUCUUUCAGUCAAGUCAGGAUAAUCUUCAUGUGGAUAUAAUUACCGACAACGAAGUCCAGGAUGACUGAGGAAAUAUCAGAUGUUCCCAAAGAAAUGCUUGAGAGCAUAAAGGAUGCAGUGGGGAGGAAGAUCAAACUGUCCGUGAAGAAGAGGGUUAAACUGGAGAUCAAAGGGGACAAGGUGGAGAACAGAGUCCUGGCGCUUGCCUCUCAUCGGGCCUACAUCCUCACCGCGCGCAUCCCCUCCAAGGUAGAGCAGACUUUCAAUUAUCUGGAGAUUCAAGGGAUCACAUGCAAUAAACCGACACAGUUGGCCAUAGAGUACGAGCGGGGACAGGUGUCACUGAAGCUGGCUUCAACAGAGGAGGUGAAUGAAUUGGUGGCCCACAUCGGCAGCUGUCUGCAGAGGAUAUGUCCAGGUCUCUCCCCACUGAAGGUGAUGAAGAAGCUGGUAAUGGAGCCAGCGGACAGAGUGACCAGUCUACAGAAUCUAUGGGACAACCAGAACCUCCCAGAGCCUGGACCAUGCGGGGGAUUCUCUCAGCAGUAUCGCUGUGUGUGUGACUGGCUCAGCCUACCCUACAGAGAGGAGGUCCAAUGGGAUGUAGACACAAUCUAUUUGACCCAAGACACCCGAGAGCUCAAUCUUCAGGAUUUCAGUCACCUGGAGAACAGGGAUUUGGUGGCUAUUAUUGCAGUGCUGGAGUACAACCAGUGGUUCACAAAGCUCGCCACCAAGGAUUAUAAACUGCAGAACCCCUCGCCCCCGCCUCCUUCCUCCAGCUCCGGCAUUCGGAGUGUUUUGACUACCCUCGGCCUUCCGGCCUCCACACUCUGCAACGGAACCAGUCCCAGAUCUGCAGACGUGUGCGAGCAGAUUCUGAGGGUGGUGGCCCGGUCCAGUCGCCUGGAGGAGCUAGUGCUGGACAACGCCGGACUCAAGACGGACUUUGCACAGAAGCUGGCUAAUGCGCUGGCCCAUAACUCCAACUCAGGGCUCCAUACUCUAAACCUUGCCAACAACCCACUGGAGGACAGAGGAAUCGCCUCGUUGGGUGCCCAGUUUGCCAAACUCCGCAAGGGCCUCACACAUCUCAAUUUCUCCAAAACCUCACUGUCACCCAAAGGGGUGAAUAGCCUUGCCCAGUCACUCAGUGCCAACCAGUCCAUCCCCAGCACCCUCACCCACCUCGACCUCUCAGGGAACAUUCUGCGGGGGGACGACCUCACGAAUUUUUACAACUUCCUUGGCCAACCAAACAGCUUGGCCACACUGGACCUUUCCAAUACUGACUGUUCACUUGACCUGGUCUGUUCUGCUCUGCUCAGAGGGUCAGUACAGCACCUCUCGGUGCUCAACAUGUCCAAGGGAAUCUUCCCCCAUAGGAAGGGGAAGGACAUUCCUCCUGCAUUUAAGCACUUCUUCAGCAGUGCCAUGGUCCUGAGCAGUGUCAACGUGUCUGGAACUAAACUACCACCAGAGGCCUUAAAAGCUCUUCUCCUGGGUCUAGCCAGUAACUCAAAUGUCAAAGAGGUUUCAUUAGAUCUUAGCUGCUGUGAGCUUGGCCACUGUCUGAGGUCAGGAGGCUCUCAGAUCCUGGAGGGCUGCAUCGCUGAGAUCCCCAACAUCUCCAGCCUGGAUAUCUCCGAUAAUGGACUUGACUCUGAUAUGGCCACCUUGUUAGUGUGGUUGGCCAAGAACCGGUCAAUUCGUCAUCUCUCUUUAGGAAAGAAUUUCAACAACAUCAAGUCAAAAAACCUGGCUGCUGUCCUGGACAACCUAGUGCACAUGAUCCAGGAGGAGGAAUCGCCGCUAACGUCCCUGUCCCUUGCGGACUCCAAGCUGAAGACAGACUUGACCAUUGUGCUGAAUGCACUGGGCAGCAACACCUCACUGACACGGGUGGACAUCAGUGGUAAUGGCAUGGGGGACAUGGGUGCCAAGAUGCUGGCUAAAGCGCUACAGAUAAACAGCAAGCUUAGGACUAUCAUCUGGGACAGGAACAAUAUCAGCCCACAGGGCCUGCAGGAUGUGGCAGCUGCACUGGAAAAGAACUUCACCAUCCGCUUCAUGCCCAUCCCCAUUAUCGACGCGUCCCAGGCGCUCAAAGCCAGCCCAGAGAAGACGGAGGAUGCCCUGCUCAAGAUUGAGCAUUACCUGUACAGAAACCAUGAAACCCGGAAAUACCUCCAAGAACAAGCUUACAGGUUGCAGCAGGGCAUAGUCACGACAACCACGCAGCAGAUGAUUGACCAGAUUUGUGUGAAAGUCCAAGACCACCUCAACUCAUUAAGGAAUUCUGCUGAGACAGACACGGUCAUGGAGGAUAUCAAGACCGCAGAGAACCUGAUGAAGGAUGCCAGAAACUCUAAAACACUCCUGCCCAACCUGUACCAGCUGGGGGCGAUCUCCAGAGAGGAGCUGAACGGCUCGUCAGUGGGGCCCAUCCAGGAGAAGCUGGACUCCAUGGCGGGGGAGGUGGCCCGGGUCAUGGAUGAACAGCUACAGAGUUUGCUGGAGUCGAUGGUGGACGCAGCAGAGGGUCUGUGUCCGCACGUAAUGCGGAAGGCCAACCUGCGGCAGGACCUGAUGAAGGCCAGCAUGGGCAAGAUGGUGGUGCCCCGCAGCUUCGUCAAGAACACCCUGCUGGAGCAGUCAGGCAUCGACAUCAUCAACAAGAUCAGUGAGGUGAAGCUGAGCCUGGCCUCCUUCCUCUCCGACCGCAUUGUGGAUGAGAUACUUGAGGCCCUCUCUGGUUCCCAGCACACACUGGCUGAACACUUGUCCAGGAAAGGGCAGGCACUGACGCGCCAGGGCUCUCUGGAUCUGGAUGUGCCUGAGGAGAGGGUCUCCAAACGGGGCACCAUGGAGCUCAUGGAGGGGGAGAGGCUGGAUGAUCUCGAGACUUGCAUGAUGACCCCCAAGUCCAAGAGGAAGAGCAUUCACAGCAGAAUGCUGCGGCCUGUCUCUCGUGCCUUUGAAAUGGAGUUUGACCUGGACAAGGCUCUGGAGGAAGUGCCCGUCCACGUGGAUAACCACCACCAGGCUGCCCCCUCUAAGCUGGAGAAGAAGCCGCCGGGGUCCAUGGGGGAGCUGCCCUCGGAUGAGGCCAAGAAGCUGCAGCACUUCACCAAGCUGCGGCCCAAGAGGAACAAGAAGACCCACUCCAGCAAGGUCCCGCAAAUCGCCACUGCUCCUCCCCAGGAGGGCGAGCAGAACGGCCUGAUGGGACGGGUGGACGAGGGAGUGGACGAGUUCUUCUCCAGGAAAGUCAGCAAAAUGGACAAUAAACGGCCUUCCCUCCGGAGCUCCGACUCCCAGGACGGAGAGAAGAAGAAGAAAGGAGGCUUCCUGAACCUCAUCAAGUCCCGCUCCUCCAGGUCCGACAAGAGCCAUGCCGCCUCCAGUCCAGCCCCAGCCCCUGCUCCAGCCCCGGCCGCCGCCACCACCUCUGGCCCCUCGGCCUCCAGCUCCACGCCUGCCUCUGCACCAGCGUCCACCCCCCUGAUCUUGGAGGAGCCGUCCUCACCCAAGGUCAGGAGUCCGGCACCGGAGACCAGGGGCCGACCCCCCGCGGCGGAGCGCAGUAGUAGCUCGGACCGCUCAGAGGAGCUGAAGACGCCCGACUCCAUCGACUCGCUGGACUCCGAGGGCAGCCCCCAGAGCGGCCGGCGCUACGGCGUGCAGGUGAUGGGCUGCGGCCUGCUGGCCGAGAUGAAGGCCAAGCAGGAGAAGAGGGCAUUUGGCUCCCCGAAGAUGCCAGACUCAGGGUCCAGUCUGGAACGACCAGAGACUCCUGUGGCAGUUAAGGGUCAGUCCCUCAGCACUGAGAGCAGAUCUGCUUCUGGAGUGAAGAGUGACGGAGCCGUCAACUUAGAGAAGCCUGCGCUGGCCGAGGCCAAGCCAGACAAGCCCGAGAGGCCGGAGAAACCCGACCCUUCUUCCAAACCCAGGGCCCCGUCCACCUCCCAGACGCCGCCCAGCCCCAAGCCCCCACCGCAGGGCACCAAACCGGCGCUGGCCGCCCGGCCUGCCAUCCCUCAGAAGCCGCGGCCCGGCUGCAAGAGCACCGACGAAGCCCCUGACUCUCCUGGCGCUAGUGCGCCCCCUAAAGGGCCUGGCUUGCCCCACAGCCUGAAGAGAGUGCCCUCACUGAAGGAGGGGACCACGCUGGCGAGCCGGCGCUCCCCUCAGGACGCGGAGCUUCCAGCAGAAGGUAGUGCGUCCAGCCUAGGCCAGGACCCCGAGCGUCCAGCCACGGCCCCCAGGGUCCGACCCCUGCGCCGAACCUCCAGUGCCACAGCUGAGGAGGACACCCUGCAGAAGGCAGGCCGGAUGUCACACACUUGGCCCGUGAAGCAGGGAUCCACGUCCACAUCUGACCCCCCACUGAGCUCCAGCCCAGGCCCCGGCCGACUGGCCGCCCGAGAGAAUGGCACCAAGUCCAAGGACCGCUCGCCCGCUGCUGACCGGGACAAGGACAAAGACAAGAGCAAAGGGGAGGACGGGGGCAACAAAGACUUUGUAUUUAUCUGAGAAACAUGUGCAGCGACGCGAUGUCCCCCCACUGUGUCCACUUCCUUCCUUCUCCACAAGAGCCACCAGGAAUUGCUAAAAGACUGUUAGAGAAGCUGCCUUCCACCUCUGCUGUAGCGUUAACCCUCAGGUUCCGCCCUUUAAACCAGGCCUCUCUUUGUUUCGGAGGGCUAAACUGGGAUCAGUUUAACCUUUUUGACUUUGAAUUAAUGAGGUUAGUAAUGUGCAGGGAAUCCCUGGUCACAGGUCAGCACUCUUUUAAGAGUUUUCAUGAGUACUGGUCCAGGUUUUGGACAGGCAUGUGUGCGGACGGUGUGCAUGUUCUAGAAGUUUGUGCUGUGUGAAUCUGAAAGGACAGUCCUGGACUGUCCUCUCUCUCCGCCGCAGGGCCAGUGUUUGUCUGAUUUGCCCACUCCUCAUGCCCUGUGCUUCACCAGCACAUUGGUAAGGGAGAUUUGAUUGUUCUUCCAGAAGUUUCCAUUUUCUUUUUCCAGGCCUUAAUCCUAAGAUACUGAUCUUAAAACCUCCUCCUCAUCCUCGAUCCCGUCCUUUACUGGGGUUACCUGCCAUUGCAGUGAAGUGUCAGGUGUCUGCAGUAGACCUACUGCAGUGGAUCACCUCAGCCCUGUAAUGUGGCAAAAGGGCUCAAAGCACUGUGAUCAAAAGAACAGGGCGUUUAGCCACUGUGUUCAAACCAGUUACUCUAAGGUCAUCAUCCCCCAAAUGCACUGACAUGGAAUCUUUAUCAUGACAUGGCAUCUAUCCUGAGCUAGUCAGUACUGUGAUGUUCCUCCCAGACAUAAUGGCUGGACAAGAUAUAGACCAGGAAUACAGACCACCUCUCAUACACAUCCCCUCUUUGCCUCGGGCCUCUAUUUUUCUAGAUUGCUUUCCCUGUCUCUCUCUCUUUCCCCACUCGCACACACUCAACGCUUGCACACACAGUCCCAAGUCCACGUGCUCAGCUGCAUUAUUAGUGCUACUGCGGAGUUCUAGUCGGCAUGUUCUUGAGCUCAGCCUGUGUGUGGAACUAAAGCAGCUGGCAGAUUUCUGUUGUGUCUCAUGAAUGAAGGAGCCAUGUUUUCUUUUCCCAGAGGACAAGCAAUGUGCUCUCACAUGUCCUCUUAACAGCCCAUUCUAUGUUUGCCACUUACGGUUUGUGACAUGCAUGUAAGGUUUAUGUGUAUAUAUGUGCAUCUCUGUCUGUAUAUGUAUGUGAAAUGUACAGUACCUUGGUAAAAAAAAAAUAAUAAUGUAAUAUAUGCACACAAGUGUGUGUAAACAAAGUCCUAUAUUAAUAUGGUACUAAGCACACUGUCAUCAAGACAGUUUAUGAUUUGUUGUUAUACAAACUGGUUGUUGGUGAUGAUGUCUUUUUUACCCAUUGCAAUAGGCUUAUCCUUCUUUCUAUGUACAUAAUGUCAAUACCAUACAAAAUCAAUUAAUUUUAGUUUUGUUGUUGCGCUGUAAGCACAAUGAACAUUGUUUUCUUUAUGGGCUAGGAAAAUAAACAUGUGAGAUGAAUCUGAAUUGUUUACUAAAAUAACUUGAAUUGAUGUUACUUAUUGAAGUAACCACAUUAUGUUUGUCCCUUUUGUCCUGCUGGUUCUGACUAUGGCACCUUCUAUUCAUAAUGCAUUCUAGAGAGUGGACAUUUAUUUGUGUAUAUUUAUAACAAUUAAAAUUCUUUUAC
Molecule: messenger RNA, 6552 nt
Organism: Alosa alosa (allis shad)
Lineage: Eukaryota; Metazoa; Chordata; Actinopteri; Clupeiformes; Clupeidae
Product: F-actin-uncapping protein LRRC16A-like
Exons: 40
Coding region: 384-4859 (1491 amino acids)
Biological process (GO): cell migration; regulation of Arp2/3 complex-mediated actin nucleation
Cellular component (GO): lamellipodium; plasma membrane
Molecular function (GO): protein binding
Source: RefSeq, a predicted model, not a curated record